Molecule: messenger RNA, 1740 nt
Organism: Prunus armeniaca (apricot)
Lineage: Eukaryota; Viridiplantae; Streptophyta; Magnoliopsida; Rosales; Rosaceae
Source: the annotation of a GenBank genome assembly
AUGAAGAAGAAUGACAACAAUCAAGUCGUCACAGAGCAAUCUCACAAACUCAGAAGACCCAAAUCCCGCGAAGUAAGCUCGCGGUUUAUGUCAUCACCAACUUCAGCCACUUCGCUCGAAACCACCACCAACCUCCCAUCUCCAAACCAAGCCAUCUCUCCAGUCCGGCGCAAAUCCGGUUCGCCUUUCAACGAAACCCGAAAACCCAAAACCCAGCUCGAUGACUUGGGCCCCAUCCGAGGACUAUGGCCCUCUUCAACUUCAUCAUCAAACAAGAAGCUCGACACUCUAGCCGAUCACCUUGGAAACGACAGGCUCAAAGAUCAUAUCGAGACUAAAAAUUCAAACUUUGGUAGGCAGAGAAGCCGCAGAGAAGUGGGUUUGCUCGAGAAUGAAAAGGAGAAAGAGAGAGAAAGCGCCAAGGAAAAUCACAAACCCAUCAUUGGUGGGGCGAUGAGAUACCCGAGAAACUUCAAGUUUCUGGGAAAAUCUACUUCCCCUUCUUCUUCGUCGUCUUCGAGUAAGUUUUCGAGUAAUUCGAAUGUGGUUGUUCCUAGGAGAUUUUCAGUCGACGAAAAUGCUCUGUAUCAGAAACCAUCUCGGCGAAUUUCGGAUGGUUUGUCCGAUACUCUUGAUUCGGGAUCGGAGUGCAGUGAUGGCUGUUCAGGCCAGACUGUUGGGUCUCCAAAUGCGGGUUCAAGUUCGAGAAAAUUGGGCAUGGGGGUUUCUUCAAAGUACACGAAUGAGGUACCUUUAAGGCAUCGAAGAGGGACAUCGGAUUCUAAUCUCCCGAUAUCAGGAGAUAAGUCUCCGAAGUUGAACAAAUUCACCAUUAAAAAUGUGAUCAGGAGAGCUCAUUCGCUGACGGGGGCGACGACACAAUGGGCAUUGUCGCCGGGAAGAACAGGGUCGCCGACGAUGUCUGUCGAGAACAUGGGCGUACCAAUGUCGUUUUCGAGCUUGAAGCCUCCUACUAGUCCCUCAAAAACCAAGGGGGUGGAGAAGUUGCUCAACUUGGGGUUGGACUUGUUCAAGAGUAAGAAAUCUUCUUCGUCUAGCUCAGUGCUGGUAAGGUCUAAUUCGGUUUCUUCGGCGCCAAGUAUGACGGAGAUGGGUCAUCAACUUCGGUUGCUUCACAACAGAUUGAUGCAGUGGCGAUAUGCCAAUGCUAGAGCUUAUGUUGUGGAUGAGAAGAUAGCUAAUCAAGCACAGUCCAAUGUUAUAUAUGCUUGGGAUAGUCUUAUAAAGUUGCGACAUUCCGUGCUACAGAAGAAACUGAAGUUAGAGAAAGAAAAGCUUGACCUGAAGCUGAAUUCUAUACUCCGAUCUCAACUUAAGCCAUUGGAGUCUUGGGGAGAUAUGGAAUGGCAACACAUGGCAGCAUUUUCCAUGAUGAAAGAGUGCUUAUAUUCUGUUGUCUGCAGAGUACCCCUCAUUGAGGGUGCAGAGGUGGAUACUCAAUUGGCUGCUUUUGCUAUUCGACAUGCUUCCGAUCUCACAGCUUCCAUGAAGUUGUUGCUAGCUACUUUCUCACCUCUGGCAGAGCAGACUUUUCCUUUACUGUCUGAAUUAGCAAAGGUCGUUGCACAAGAAAAAUUGCUUUUAGAGGAGUGUCUUGAGCUUUCCAAGACCAUAUCGACGCUUGAGAGUCAGGAGAGGAGUUUGAAGUGUAGUAUUAUUCAACUGGAAUUGUGGAAACAGGAGAAAAUUAAGCAGCAACAACUAAACAAGAAGAUAUAA